AUGGAAAAAAUCGAGUAUCGAGCUGUCAUCAAAUAUUUAUUUUUGAAAGGCAAUACGCCUACGCAAAUCAAAAACGAGUUGGACGUUGUGUACGGGGAUUCUGCACCAUCAUUUACCACCGUAAAAUUUUGGGCAGCUGAGUUUAAACGUGGCCGUACCAGCUUGGUUGACGAUGAACGUUCGGGACGUCCAAAAACUGCAAUCACUGACGAUAACAUCGCUCAAGUUCACCAAAUGGUGCUAGACAACCGUCGAAUUAAAGUUAGAGAGAUAGGAGAGGCUAUGAAUAUGUCCAAAGAACGUGUUUGUCAUAUAUUGAAUAAAGAUUUAGGCAUGCGCAAGCUGUCUGCGCGUUGGGUGCCGCGUUUGCUCACUUUGAACGAGAAACGUGUUCGAAUGAACAUUUCCAACGCUCUGUUGGCGCAGUUCAGGCGCAAUAAAUCAGAGUUGAUAGACUAG
This is a messenger RNA of Pseudomyrmex gracilis, 459 nucleotides long. RefSeq lists its product as uncharacterized. The record is from RefSeq and is a predicted model, not a curated record. The transcript has a single exon. Lineage: Eukaryota; Metazoa; Arthropoda; Insecta; Hymenoptera; Formicidae. Bases 1 to 459 code for a protein of 152 amino acids.